AUGAGUAAUCAAUCAAUCGACAAGCUGGACUGUGGUCACAAUCAAAGUGAUGUUUUUUAUGUUCACAAAUGUUUAAAAACAUUUUGUGGCAAGUGUAAACAAGAAAAUGAUUUGUGUGUCUUGUGUAAAUCUAAACUCGUCGAAACUGAUUAUCUCAAAGCCAUUGAAAGGAAAAGAUGUAGAGAUGAUUCCGUUUGUAACAAUCAAGCCAUUUUCCAUUGUUUUUGUGAUGAAAGAGAUUUUUGUGAGCCUCAUUUACUUAGUUUUCAUAGAACAAUUUUACCAUCAAAACGAUGUUGUGCUGUGAUUCUCAGUUCGGAGACUGAUGAUCAACCAUGUUCCAAAUGUAGCAAAUGCAUCGCUCAAUUUUUCGACAAUGAAACCAGUGAAUUGUUUUGUGCAAAAUGUGCAAAGAAUAACAAUUCUUCUAAUAUCGUACCAAUUGAAUUAGACAACAACAACACAGAUACCAACAACAUCAGAGUAACAGAAAAUAUUAAAAUUUAUCUUGAUGAUGUACAAAAACAAUUGGAUCUAUUGAACAUAAGACUAAAAGAGUAUACGAAUGAAAUUGAAAAAGAAAAGACAAAGUUCAAUGAAGAGAUUGACUACUUGCAAAAGGAAUUGGAAUCUUAUGUGAACAGUAACAAAGAUCAAUUAGACUCUUUGCGAAAUGCAGCUGACAAAGUUAAACAAUUUUUGAAUCUAUUGAAUCGAAAUGAUAAACUUGGAAUAAUCAAUAUCAUCAAGUCGGAUAAGCUCAACUAUAAUCUUGCGGACUCGAAAUUACGGCUUUGGGUUAAGGAAAUUGUCCAAUCGUAUAGUAUUCCUGAAUUAACAAAAUCGGGUUUUAACUGGAUCGAAGAGACUGAUUUUCAUGAGUUGGCUCCUGGUCCACGGAAUUGGAAGUCUAAUCAUAGUCCAUUCUUUCCAGAUAAUUUACUUAAAUUGGCUCACGACUUUAUCAAAGAUCAUCUUCGCCAUAAAAAUGACUGUAACUCUCAAUCCUGCAACUGUAAGUCAGGAAAUCUUAUGAACUGUAUCCAACAAAAGUUUAUCAACCUCACGAAUCAAAAACAACUUACAAAAAACGAUUUGGAUUAUUUUCUGGACUGUUCUUCCAUUGCUGGUGGUGAUGUUACUCUAUUAAUUGAAACUGGUAAACGAGCACUUAAUCAGUCAGUCGAUCUGACGUUUGCUCGAAUAUGUUUUGAAGAAGCUCAUCGAAUCGAUCCAACCAAUUGGUUUGUUCUCGACACUUUAAUGGGUCUUUAUUUCGUGCUCAAUGAUCACAAUGAAUGUCUACAACUCGCAAUCAAAGGAUUGAUGAAGGAUGGCAAUUACUUUAAAGGUCGUGUAUUAGUCUCAGAGGUGUUGAAACUUUCGCCAUCUUUAGAAUCCAAAUUGCCUGUCCGUCUUAAUUAUCUAAAAAAUUGGAAUCCUGAGCAAGGCUUAGAAAGAAAGAGGAAACUUUUGGAAGUUCUGGAGAAUUUAAAACAACUCCAUGAGAGACGAAAGGAAAGUGAAACAAAACGGGAAAAUGUUCGAAAAUCUUUAUGCUUCGAUCUCAAUGACACAAGCUAUAACUCUUUAAAAUCUGUCAUUUCAGCCUUGAUAGACGUUAAAAACAAAAUGACCGAAAACAGAGUCGAUCCAAACUCGUUAAUAUCAAUCAAAGUCUCUUUCAAUCCGGUCCAAAAUUGCAAUGCUUCUCAAUCUAUCCGUAGUUCUCACCAGGAAGCCCUAAAUCAAAAUAAUAAGCGAAAGACACGAGGGUCAAGUCCUGAGUUAUCUGUCAAACGAAGAUCAGCUCGAGAUAAAAAGACAACCGAUGCAACAGUCGACAAUAUGUACAAAAAGAUUUUCUUCAUGUUUCCUGGAAGUGUUUUAACUCGUGAAAUAGUCCAAGAAGAAGAGUUACAGGUACAAACACAUAACGAAGCUCAAGUGGAACAUUUAAUUUUAACCCGUUAUCGCUCGAAACAAAUACCAUUCGUCUCAAAAGGAAAACAAAUCGGUCUACUAAUAAGAGAUCUUCUCUACGAAAUAGCAGACCAAGCAGCUUUAAUCAAAUUACCUUCUAAUUUCAUGGAUCUGUAUGGAAUUCAUCGAAAAAGUUAUCCAUUGUCCAAACCUUCAACGUUUUGUACCAUUGGUAUUGGAAUAUUAACGACAAAAUUGAUCUUAACUGCCAAUGAAGUGAACUUUAAUCAAUCGGAAGCAGUAUUUUUGACUGAAUCAAUUCCAUUUCUGCGAGAUUUAUUGAAUCCCAACGAUUAUGAUAAAUUUUUCAUUCGUCUCAUGAUUCUUCGAGGAAUCGCAGAAUCUAAAGUUGAUUAUCUUCUAAUGGCAAAUGAAGUUUUCGAAAAAUCUAACCUUAAAUUGGUUCAAACCACAAAUCAAACAGUUUAUUGUUCGUCUAUUCUUAAAUCAAUGAUCAACAAGAUGAACGAAAAUAAUUUGGAUACGUUAUUGGACCAACAUCGACACGAGGAAAUUGUUGAACUGUUAGCAUCUAAAUCUGAGCUCUCUAGACAAGAAGAAGUGUACCUUUGUCAAGCUAUUCAGUCAUCGAAACAAUGGAAACGAGGAGUCGAAAUUAUUGCUAAAAGUAAACAAUUAACUGGUCGAUUGUUGAAACUGUUACGAGCUUGUUUAAAGAAUGGUGAUAAAUUAUCAAUUAACGGAGAAUUGGCUAUCAAAUUGCUUAAAUUAGGGACUAAAGACUACAAUGCAAUGGCCUGGACUUGUAUUCUACAAACAUUUAUAAAUGAAAUGCGAGUUGGUAAAUUAGACGAAGGAAAAAUCAGUGGUUUGAUUGGUUCAGUUCACGAUUAUUUAGGUCAUGUAGGUGCUUGUUGUGAUUACAAUGGAGAGUUUUUAUCUCUUUCAUUAGAUUAUCUGAUUAAUCAAUGUAACAGAAAGAAAGAGAGACUAAUCAACAGCUGUCUUGGUUGUUUCUACAAUCAAUUAACAUGUAGCUUCCUUAUCUCUCAUCAUGAAGCGAGAGUUACUCUACGUUGGAAGGACAUUCGUCCUAUUUACAAUCACUUCAUUCCUAAAACUUUACCAACUUUUGAUAGUGAAACAGGUAAAUCGAUUGGCUCAAAUAUUGAGGAGUUAUUACGCAGUUUACUUCUCUUGGUCCCUGACAAUUUAAAUCCUGAAAGAUUUUCCAAUUCUGUCAAAGAAUAUGUCGAUCAUGGAAAAUCAAUUGAGCCUACAACAAGUAUUCCAAAAGAUCAUGUUACUCGAGAUCUUUACUAUUAUUUAGCUGAUUAUUACUUGAAGAAGGAAGACUUUCAAAAAGCCAUCAAAUUUUAUAUUCUUGAUUUAACUUUAAAUCGCAAUCGAUUUGAUUCAUGGGCUGGUUGUACUCUCUCAAUGACAGAUCUAAUCUACCAAUAUUCUUUACCAAGUUGUCAAGUUUUCUACUCAGCUAUUGAUGAAGUGUUGCUUUUGGGAGAGAAAGCUGGUCGAUGUUACAAUGAAGCACUUCGACUUAAAGAAGGUGAAUCUAAAUUAAUGACUAAAUAUGGAAAGUGUGCUUAUAACAUCGCGAGUUAUAUUUCGCGAGUCAUGAAAUUUGGACCAGUUUUAGAGAAUUCACAAAAAGAAGAAAUUAAAAAACAACGAAAUCAAUUCUUAGACAAAGCUCGAGUUUGCUUCGAAUCAGCUAACAAAUUCGCCAAUGAUGACGAAAUUUGGUUAAAUUACUAUUUCUUAGGAAAAAUCGCUGAAAAAAGUAACAUCUUACAACCACUUCGAUAUUAUGAAUUAUCUAAGCUUCAUAUGUUCUCAAGUGCAGCAAAUCGUGGUAUCGAUUAUGUCGAUGAAAUUUGUGAUGGGUUUGGCAACGAAAUUCAUUAUCGUAUUCAUGCUUGUGUCCUCAAGUAUAUUAAUAGGCACAAAACUCCGCCAGCAAAAAUAUUAUCACAGAUCAUGUUGUUUCUAACUCGUGCUAAAAAAAGCUAUUUUGGUUCUUGGUUUAAUCUAAAAGAUGAAACAGAUGAUGAAAUCAUGCGAGAUGUCAACGAAACGGUGACUGAUUUGGCUACUCUAGUCCAUGAUGGAAUCCUCGAAAGCGAUAGUGAGCAAUUAUUCACCAGAAUAGUACAAACGUGUCUUGAAGAGUUUCUUUACAUUUUAAAAGAUUAUCGUCAUCAUUACAAAUCGCUUUAUCGAAUUGCUCAUCAUCAUUUUCUGACUGAAGACUAUCGAUUUUCACAAAAGGUACUUACAGAUAGAUUUCAAUUUCCAACUACUUUACAAGGCUCUUCAUCCGAUGUUGGUAGUUCAGCCGGUUCAGAACACAUGUUUUAUGGUCUUUUUGACUUGACUACAUCUUGGUGUCUAUUCCCUAUGCAAACGACACCAGAUGACAUAUUAAAGAGGUCAGGAAAUUUUAUCACUCAUAUGCAUCGGUCGACUCAGUUAUUGAUUAAUGUAAACAAGAAUUUGGGUGAUGCUGAACAACUUUCCAAAAUUGCAGCACUUCUGGCUUCAUCAGAAUUAGGUAGUCAAGGAUUGUUUUAUGAUUCUGAUCGGGUCACUCUUGGAAAACGAUCAAUGGAACAUUGUUUUAACAUUUACGAAAGUCGAAUUACAAAAGCAAAAGAAAAUUGUAACAAUUUAGAUAAAAUUAUAGCUGAUGUAAAGAGCACUUGUAGCAAAUUGAUGGAAUAUCCUAUCUAUAAACAACAGGCUCAACAAUUUCUCAAAAAACAUGAUGCAUGUUUAACAAUUGAUUAAUUUUAUUAAUCGAUUUCCAUAAUGAGAGAUUUUUUUAACAAUAUUUCUAAAAUUUACGAGAAUCAUUUCAAAAUUUAACUAAAAUAAAAUUAUUACAAUAGGAUUAAUUACUUUUAUCACUACGAAAACAUUUCCCUGUUCCAAAAAACAACAUCAGAGUAACAGAAAAUAUUAAAAUUUAUCUUGCUGAUGUACAAAAGCAAUUGGAUCUAUUGAACAUAAAACUAAAAGAGUAUACGAAUGAAAUUGAAAAAGAAAAGGAUAAGUUCAAUAACGAAAUCAACCACUUGCAAAAAGAAUUGGAAUCUUAUGUGAACAUUAACAAAGAUCAAUUAGACUCUUUGCGAGCUUCAGUGGACAAAGUUAAACAAUUUUCGAAUCUAUUGAAACGAAAUCAUAAACUUGGAAUAAUCAAUCUAAUCAAGUCGGAUAAACUUAAUUAUAAACUUGCGGACUCGAAAUUGUGUCUUUUUGUCAAGGAAAUCGUCCAAUCGUAUAAUAUUCUUGAAUUUACAAAAUUCGGUGUUGUUUGAAGUAGAGAGACUGCUCUUCAUGAGUUGGUUCCUGGUCCACUGAAUUGAAAGUCUAACCAUAGCCCAUUCUUUCAGAUAACCUACUACUCGUAGACUGAUGAUCCAACAUUCUAUUAAUUUUCGGUUUCUAAAAACUGAAAGAAUUUAUGAAUGAAUGAAGGAAAGAAAAUCAGAUUGUUUUAGAAUUUACGAGAGUUUAA
Panonychus citri (citrus red mite) is the source of this 5485-nucleotide messenger RNA. RefSeq lists its product as uncharacterized. The record is from RefSeq and is a predicted model, not a curated record. Bases 1 to 4752 code for a protein of 1583 amino acids. The transcript is spliced from 3 exons. Gene Ontology annotation, cellular component: nucleus. Gene Ontology annotation, biological process: chromatin organization. NCBI's taxonomy places the organism in Eukaryota, Metazoa, Arthropoda, Arachnida, Trombidiformes, Tetranychidae. Gene Ontology annotation, molecular function: protein binding; nucleosome binding.